GCUCCAUCUGCCUACAAGUCCAGACAGAGGGCACUCAUUACCCGUCAGGCACUUUGCCCGUGUUUUAAAGCAAGAUGGCAGCUGUUGUUGAGAAUGUUGUCAAACUAUUGGGAGAGCAGUACUACAGAGAUGCGCUGGAGCAGUGUCACAACUACAACGCCCGGCUGUGUGCUGAGAGGAGCGUCCGUAUGCCGUUCCUGGACUCUCAGACCGGCGUGGCUCAGAGCAACUGCUACAUCUGGAUGGAGAAGAGACACAGGGGACCAGGCAUGGCCCCAGGGCAGCUGUACACGUAUCCGGCCAGGAGGUGGAGGAAGAAACGGAGAUCUCAUCCUCCAGAGGACCCGCGGCUCAUCUUCCCUCCUGUCAAGUCAGAGCUGGAUUUAGGACUGAAGAAGGACGCCCUGCUGUCGUCGGACGGCAGCAGCUUGGAGGCCCUGCUGAAGGGGGAACCCGUGGACAAACGGACAGCCGCGGAGGUGCGGGGAUCAGAGGAGGACUCCAAUCAGAGCGAUUACACCGCAAGCCUGAACCCGGCGACCCGGAUUAGAAAGAGAAUCCUCGAGCCAGAUGACUUCCUGGAUGACCUGGAUGACGAAGACUAUGAGGAAGACACGCCUAAAAGAAGAGGCAAAGGGAAAGGGAAGGGACGAGGGGUGGGCAGCGGCAGGAAGAAGCUGGACACAGCAGCGCUGGAGGACAGAGACAAGCCCUACGCCUGUGACAACACUAUCAAACAAAAGCACAUUUCAAAACCUUCUGAAAGAGUCUGUGGGAAGCGCUACAAGAACCGUCCAGGCCUGAGCUACCACUACGCCCACUCCCACCUGGCAGAGGAGGAGGGCGAGGAGAAGGACGACAUGGAAAUCAACGAGCCGGCCCUACCGCUGCCCGACGAGCCCAAAACACCGAAAAAAGGCCCAGAUGGUCUCGCGUUGCCUAAUAAUUACUGUGAUUUCUGCCUGGGAGACUCCAAAACCAACCAUAAGACGGGCCAAUCAGAAGAGCUGGUUUCCUGCUCCGACUGUGGGCGCUCAGGCCACCCGUCCUGCCUGCAGUUUACCCCCGUCAUGAUGGCUGCUGUCAAGACGUAUCGCUGGCAGUGCAUAGAGUGCAAGUGCUGCAACAUGUGUGGCACCUCUGAAAACGAUGAUCAGCUUCUCUUCUGUGACGACUGCGACAGAGGCUACCACAUGUACUGUCUCAACCCGCCGAUGUCUGAACCCCCGGAAGGGAGCUGGAGCUGUCAUUUAUGUCUGGACCUUUUGAAAGACAAGGCCUCCAUAUACCAGAAUCAGAACGCAGCGACGUCGUGAUGGCUGCUCCGGCCCGCUCUCCGUCAUCACCCCACCCUGAAGGCACACGGCAAACCCCCCCCCCCCCUCGUCGGCUGUCACCGCGGGGAGCGUGUUCGGGGGAAAGGGAAGUACGCCUGACCAGACUGGCCUCGGUUAGCAUCAGAUAUGACUGUUACACAGUUCCAGCCUCAGAUCCGGUCUACUGGCUUCUCCUUUUCAUCCACAUAGAUACUUUGGCAUCACUCACUUCAGAGACGCAUCCUAAAACAGCCAAAACCUUUGACUUUGUGUUCAGCUUUUAUACCUAAAGUUGCUAAAGCUUCGUCUCUGUCCUGUAAUGUACUGAUUUUAUGGAGUUCAAAAGGCUUGAUCAUAGUGAAAACAAAUGCAUUUUAUAAUAUUUAUAUAUUUCUAUGGUAAAGAUUUAUGUAUUAUGUAAAGCAUUGGGGGCAAAAAAAGGAAUGAUUGUGUUUAACGUUAGUACCUAUCUUGUCCACAACCACAUGAUUUUUUAUUUUUUUAUUUUUUUUGUGGCGCUGCUGAAAUUUCGUGAUCCGCUUGACAAGGUCAAAGGGAUUUCCGGAGACGGUCGGACAUCUUUACAGCCAAACCCAGGAAGCAGGGCGUAUAAAUAGAAGCCCUCUUAUGUUUACCGCCGUGGCUCCAAAGGCCGCGCCACUUCAAAGAUGGCAGGUUAGGCUUUUAUCUCCCAGUCAAUCUCGCCGUGGUGUUGGCUUAUUGAGCUGCGCUCGUAGUCAUGGUGACGCUUCAUUCGCCAUCCAGCGAACACACUCUAGUCAGGUUUUUGUCACGUAACGAAUGAGAAAUCAUUUCAAACCUUUUUUUUUCCACCUAUUUUUGUGACGUGUAUUUGGUACCGUUUCAAUAAACAACUAAAGUUUGUUUAGGGGGGGGGUGAAUAUGCAUAACCUGUCUGCAUAAACGUGAGCACCCUUACUCAAAUACCGCGUUGAAGCACCUUUUGAUCCAGUUUUAACCUUAAGUCUCGUUGGGCUCUCGUAAAUCUCAUUCUACAACGUCAGUAAGGUUCUCUGUAAGGAGACGGGUUCCAAACUAGAAGUCCACAGCAUUAUGUGGACAAUAUGGGACGGUGAGAACGCUCGUCAUUAAUUUGGAAAUGAUAUGAGAGAGCAGAGCCAUCACAACAACUGGGCGUCGGUCCAGAACCGAUGAGACGAUGGUAGGAAACGAUCAGGGAGGCUGCGGAGCGGGGCGACUGCAACAGCGUAGGAGCUGCUGGUAAUUCUGAUGUUACACAUUUGAAGCGUGUCCCGCAUUAUCCGUACGUCUGGGCUGAGGACGUUUCCUAAUAAAACAACCCACCCGUCCAGAAUGGUCUAAAACCACACGGGGCAAUAUGUUCUGGUCUGAUGAAACGGGAAGUACACUUUUGGGUCGUAUUCCCCCAACGAAGAUCGCAGAGCAGCGAUGAAACGCCAUAGCCAUGGAGGAACGUGGGGGCAGGAUAAUAAUCUGAAGUUGCUUUUAUUCAGAUGCAACUGAGGAUUUUGGUGUGGUGGAUGAAAUGAUCAAUGUCUAAAAAUCCUAGUCAGUCUUCACCCCCCCAAACCUCCUGCUGUUUGCUUCGAGAGCUGAAAAUGAAUGCCUGAAGAAGAGCCAUGGACGAGGGACAUCCCACUGAUCUCUAUUAUACAAUGGAGUGCUAAUCGCCCGCUGUUAGAACGAGUCUCUGUGAAGCCACCA
This is a messenger RNA of Fundulus heteroclitus (mummichog), 3023 nucleotides long. RefSeq names its product D4, zinc and double PHD fingers family 2 (gene dpf2). The coding region runs from base 75 to 1316 and encodes 413 amino acids. NCBI's taxonomy places the organism in Eukaryota, Metazoa, Chordata, Actinopteri, Cyprinodontiformes, Fundulidae. Gene Ontology annotation, cellular component: nBAF complex. The record is from RefSeq and is a predicted model, not a curated record. Gene Ontology annotation, biological process: nervous system development. The transcript is spliced from 12 exons.